This is a messenger RNA of Meloidogyne enterolobii, 279 nucleotides long. The record is from the annotation of a GenBank genome assembly. Lineage: Eukaryota; Metazoa; Nematoda; Chromadorea; Rhabditida; Meloidogynidae.
AUGACUUUUGGCGCAAGAUUGGCUUCAAUAGAUUCUGACUACAAAAAUGCUUUUGUUCGAAAUAUGAUUGAACGUAGUUUUGGGAAAGAUGAAAGUGCGGAGGUUUGGAUUGGUUUAAAAACUAGAGCAGAAUUAACAAACAAUCCAAAUUCACAUUUUACUAAUUUUGGAGAGGAAGAAAAAAUUGAUGGAUGUGCUGUUAUGGGAAUUAAAGGAAAAUGGAAAAUUCGUUCCUGUAGUAAUUUGAAACCUUUUGUUUGUGAACAGAUUUUAAUGUGA